CACGAUGCCGCCGCGCAAACGCAAGAUCGGGAGCGCGUACACGGCCCCAGAGGAGGCGGUGUAUGCCCUCCCGCCGAAGAACACGCGCCUUGCUGCCCCGGUGCCAGCUGCGGCAGUCGACACGCCGCAAGGAUGGCAGUGGGAGCAGGCUGGGCCUUCGACACAGCCAGAUCCCACCCCAGCUCCUGCUCUCGACCCCGAGGCCCAGCCUGAAGCUCCGCCUGACGCUCGAGACGCUGCAAGCCCCUCAAAGCGCGCGCUCGACGGCUGGACGACCCGGCGAAACAACUUUGCCGCGAACUGGGCGCGGCUCGCCGACCUCAAUUCCGACGUCGACACGUCGCUCCUCCCCUCGGAUGACCUCCUGCACGCGCUCCACGCCCACACGGCAGCGCUGUACGCCUCGCACGACCUCCUCGCGCCGACGCCGACAAGGACACGCAAGUACACGUACCUCUCGCGCAGGAAGCAGGCCUUGAUCGCCGAGGGCGUGAUUGCGCGCGCGCGCCCCGCGCCGCCGCGAGUGAAGAAGAACUCGACCAAGCGGGCGUAUAAGCGGCGCGAGAUGCGUGCAUGCUUUGAGGGCAAUGCGUUGUUGGCGCUUGGGGUGCUCGUCGAGGAGAUGGUGCGCGCCGAGCUCAAGGAUGCGGGAUACCUCGCGCUUGGGGGAGGUGCUACCGACGGAGAGAGGGAAGGCGCCGAGGGCCAGGAGGCGAAUGGUGAUGGCGAUGGUGACGCCGACGGUGAAGGCAACGACGACAGUGACAGCAGCGACGACGACUAGACACGACAACAAACCCCCCCACACUGGUAACCCCCACCCCCACACUGUAUCAUCUAUUGCAUGUGCCA
Molecule: messenger RNA, 852 nt
Organism: Vanrija pseudolonga
Lineage: Eukaryota; Fungi; Basidiomycota; Tremellomycetes; Trichosporonales; Trichosporonaceae
Exons: 3
Coding region: 5-784 (259 amino acids)
Source: RefSeq, a predicted model, not a curated record